Messenger RNA from Triticum aestivum (bread wheat), 987 nucleotides. RefSeq names its product E3 ubiquitin-protein ligase SINA-like 2. The transcript is spliced from 2 exons. Bases 1 to 987 code for a protein of 328 amino acids. The record is from RefSeq and is a predicted model, not a curated record. Gene Ontology annotation, cellular component: cytoplasm. Lineage: Eukaryota; Viridiplantae; Streptophyta; Magnoliopsida; Poales; Poaceae. Gene Ontology annotation, molecular function: ubiquitin protein ligase activity; zinc ion binding.
AUGAAGAUCGACCUUAACAUGGGCAAUGAGGAGAUCACGAGUUGCAACGGCAGCAGCAAGAGGAAAGGAGAAGAGGGCGACGUCGGCACCGACGGCAGGAGGAGGCAGAAGCAGAAUGUCACCAUGGUCAUGGAGGUCCUGGACUGCCCCGUCUGCUCCAAACCCCUCAGUCCUCCCAUUUACCAGUCUAUAUAUGCACACAUACAUGUACAACAUCGGAUCAGAAAUAAUGUUUUCAUCAAAAUGCUGCAGUGCUCCGUGGGGCAUGUGGUCUGCUGGUCCUGCUGCGAAGGGCUCCCGGAAAAGAAGUGCGACGUGUGCUCUGGCGACGUCUCCGAGAGAUGCCACGCCAUGGAGAGCGUCGUGGACAGCGUCUUCGUCCCCUGCAAGCACGGAUGCGCCAAGGAGCUCGCCUACUGCCAGCAGGAGGAGCACGAGAGAGAGUGCCCCACCGGCCCGUGCUUCUGCCCUGUCCCUGGCUGUGGCUUCUCAGGGCCGACCGCCGCGCUCCAGGACCAUUUCACCGGCCUGCACAAGUGGCCGAUGAAGAGUUUCAAGUAUUUCGUGCCGUUCUUCCUCCGAGUAGUGCGUCCGGGAUCGCACGUCCUCAGAUGCGGAGACGGACUACUCUUCGUGCUCACUGUGGGGCCGCCGGUGGAGCUCCUCGGCCGCGCGGUGUCCCUCGUCUGCGUCCGGCCGAACGUGCUGGAGUCCCCGGUCGGAUGCUCUGUGUGCUUCUCGUGCUUCGCCGGCCAUUACCAGGUCUCGUCGCUCGACGUGGAGACCUCGUCCCUGGCUGAUGGGCUGCCGACGAAGUGCUUCUGUGUCUUGCCCAAGGUUGCUGGUGACAAAACCGAGGCCGUCGUGCUUUGGAUCACCAUGGACACAAUUUUCCCUAUUCACGAUGAUGAGCUGUACGAGGAGGAUGAUGAUGACGACGACAGCUACGAGGACGGUGAGAAUGAGGAUGAGGAGGAUGAUGAUUGA